GAAAAGGGGAAGGAGUAAAGAGGAAAGAAGACUAGGAGAACACCGCAAGGCAAAGCACCAGAAACUUUCCACCCUGGAUUCUCUACUUUUGCUCCAUGGACAGAGCCUCAGCCAGCCAAGUUACAGACAGACCGUGAGCAGUCCCUGCGCGUUUUAUUGCGACCUGCCGGUGGGAACUUUGUCUCCGAGUCGGAGCAGCAUGGAGCGGCGGAGCGAGAGCCCGUGUCUGCGGGACAGCCCCGACCGGCGGAGCGGCAGCCCUGACGUCAAGGGGCCUCCCCCGGUGAAGGUGGCCCGGCUGGAGCAGAACGGCAGCCCCAUGGGAGCCCGCGGGAGGCCCAACGGCGCCGUGGCCAAGGCCGUGGGAGGUUUGAUGAUUCCUGUCUUUUGUGUGGUGGAGCAGUUGGAUGGCUCUCUUGAAUAUGACAACAGAGAAGAACAUGCGGAGUUCGUCCUGGUUCGAAAAGAUGUGCUUUUUAGCCAGCUGGUGGAGACCGCGCUCCUGGCCCUGGGGUACUCCCACAGCUCUGCGGCUCAGGCACAAGGCAUCAUCAAGCUGGGCAGGUGGAACCCUCUCCCCCUCAGCUAUGUGACAGACGCGCCCGACGCCACCGUGGCCGACAUGCUGCAGGACGUCUACCACGUUGUGACACUGAAAAUCCAGUUACAAAGUUGUUCGAAGCUGGAAGACUUGCCUGCGGAGCAGUGGAACCACGCCACAGUCCGCAAUGCCUUAAAGGAACUGCUCAAAGAGAUGAACCAGAGCACAUUAGCCAAAGAAUGCCCUCUCUCCCAGAGUAUGAUUUCAUCCAUUGUAAAUAGCACAUAUUAUGCCAACGUGUCAGCAACCAAGUGCCAGGAGUUUGGGAGAUGGUAUAAGAAGUACAAGAAGAUUAAAGUUGAAAGAGUGGAACGAGAAAACCUUUCAGACUAUUGUGUUCUGGGCCAGCGUCCAAUGCAUUUACCAAAUAUGAACCAGCUGGCAUCCUUGGGGAAAACCAACGAACAGUCUCCUCAUAGCCAAAUCCACCACAGUACUCCAAUCCGAAACCAAGUGCCCGCAUUACAGCCCAUCAUGAGCCCUGGUCUUCUUUCUCCCCAGCUCAGUCCACAACUUGUUAGGCAACAAAUAGCCAUGGCCCAUCUGAUAAACCAACAGAUUGCUGUUAGCCGGCUCCUGGCUCACCAGCAUCCUCAAGCCAUCAACCAGCAGUUCCUGAACCAUCCGCCCAUUCCCAGAGCAGUUAAGCCAGAGCCAACCAACUCUUCCGUAGAAGUGUCUCCAGAUAUCUACCAGCAAGUCAGAGAUGAGCUGAAGAGGGCAAGUGUGUCCCAAGCUGUCUUUGCAAGAGUGGCAUUCAACCGCACACAGGGAUUGUUGUCUGAGAUUUUGCGUAAGGAAGAAGACCCUCGGACAGCCUCUCAGUCUCUCUUAGUAAACUUGAGGGCCAUGCAGAAUUUCCUCAAUCUGCCGGAAGUGGAGCGGGAUCGCAUAUACCAGGACGAGAGAGAGCGGAGCAUGAACCCCAAUGUGAGCAUGGUCUCGUCAGCCUCUAGCAGUCCCAGCUCCUCCCGAACCCCUCAGGCCAAAACCUCGACACCGACAACAGACCUCCCCAUUAAGGUGGACGGCGCCAACGUCAACAUCACAGCUGCCAUUUAUGACGAGAUCCAACAGGAGAUGAAAAGGGCCAAGGUGUCUCAAGCCCUGUUUGCCAAAGUGGCCGCAAAUAAAAGUCAGGGCUGGUUGUGCGAACUGCUCCGCUGGAAGGAGAACCCCAGCCCAGAGAACCGCACGCUCUGGGAGAACCUCUGUACCAUCCGCCGCUUCCUGAACCUUCCCCAGCACGAGAGGGAUGUGAUCUAUGAGGAAGAGUCCAGACAUCACCACAGUGAGCGCAUGCAGCACGUGGUCCAGCUCCCCCCUGAGCCAGUGCAGGUCCUGCACAGACAGCAGUCUCAGCCGGCCAAGGAGAGCUCCCCGCCCAGAGAAGAAGCUCCUCCCCCACCUCCUCCCUCGGAAGACAGUUGUGCCAAAAAGCCCCGUUCUCGCACAAAGAUCUCCCUGGAAGCCCUGGGGAUCCUCCAAAGCUUUAUUCAUGAUGUGGGCCUGUACCCUGAUCAGGAGGCCAUCCACACGCUUUCUGCGCAGCUGGAUCUCCCCAAGCACACCAUCAUCAAGUUCUUCCAGAACCAGCGGUAUCACGUGAAGCAUCACGGGAAGCUCAAGGAGCACCUGGGCUCCGCGGUGGACGUGGCCGAGUAUAAGGACGAGGAGCUGCUGACGGAGUCCGAGGAGAACGACAGCGAGGAAGGCUCAGAGGAGAUGUACAAAGUGGAGGCCGAGGAGGAAAACGCCGAAAAGAGCAAGGCCGCGCCUGCUGAAAUUGACCAGAGAUAAUGUGAACUCUUACCAGGCCAAGCAAUACGUCGGUCCAAGGAUUUUCUGUUUUAAUUUCUUUAAAAACAUUUCCUUCCUUUUUUUGUUUUUUUGU
Neogale vison (American mink) is the source of this 2495-nucleotide messenger RNA. RefSeq names its product SATB homeobox 2 (gene SATB2). Gene Ontology annotation, molecular function: DNA-binding transcription factor activity, RNA polymerase II-specific; RNA polymerase II cis-regulatory region sequence-specific DNA binding. NCBI's taxonomy places the organism in Eukaryota, Metazoa, Chordata, Mammalia, Carnivora, Mustelidae. Gene Ontology annotation, biological process: chromatin remodeling; regulation of transcription by RNA polymerase II. The transcript is spliced from 11 exons. The coding region runs from base 200 to 2401 and encodes 733 amino acids. The record is from RefSeq and is a predicted model, not a curated record.